AUGGAUCCUGACCACAGAGUAGGGGCAACAUCUGGGGGAGAAUAUGAGAAGCGGCCAUGGGGAACAGUCAAUGAUGAGCUUGGCGUGUCAUGCGUGCGCCUUCCUGGCUUCGUCCAGGCCAACAUGCAUGCGCGGCAAUGUCACUGUCACCCCGAUCGUACGUACGCUAGCCAAUUUAUCGAUCAGAGCGGCAGUGGCCGGUCGAGAAUGUCGAAACCUAGACGUCUCCUCCUCGCCGCUGCUGUCUCGACGCUCUGCGUACUGGCGUCGACGGUGGCCGGCGACGGUGGGAAGCCGCUGGUCACGGCCAUCACCAAGGACGCGGCCACCUUCCUCUACAGCGCCCCCGUCAUAAGGAACGGGCAGCCGGGCCACCACCUCGUCCUCGACCUCUCCGGCCCCAUCAUCUGGUCCACCUGCGCGGCUGACCACCGCACGCUGGAGUGCAACAGCGUCGCCUGCAUGCGCGCGCAUCGCUUCCACCCGCCUGGCUGCCGGCACACCGGCUACGGCAAGCCCGACGACGACAACCCCUACCGCUGCAAGUGCACGGCGCACCCGCACAACCCCGUCUGCGGCGCCACCGUCUCGGGGGACGUGACGCGCACGGCGCUCUCCGCCAACGCCACCGAUGGCAGGAACCCGCUGCGCCCGGUGUCAUUCGUCGCCGUCACGUCCUGCGCGCCGGACUCCCUCCUCGCGAGGUGCCGUCCAGCUGCACCUGCUGGCUUGCGCCCCGUCGCCUGAAGGCUCUUCUUCUGCAGUAUCAUGUGACUAGUGAGUAGGGACCUCUUUCUGCGCUAAAGCCAGCCCAAGUUCAUUUCGACCCAAUUCCAUUCAGCACACGAGCGGCAGGCAACUCGUGACCGGACCCGGGAAGAGCGACGAGAAUGCCGCAGCAGUUGAGGCGAAGCGGCUCCGCGUGGUGCCAGCCUGUUUCCAGCGAAGCAAAGGGACGUGCCGGUGGGCGUUGGCUCAAUUUUCUCGUCCUUGUCUCGCGCGCGUAUACCGUCGCCUCGAUUGCAUCGGUCGAUCAUGCAUGCCUCCACGGGCGAACCAAGGAAUUAACAAGGACGAAAAAAGUCGAUCAAGCCGGAACCAAUCAAGCACG
Messenger RNA from Lolium perenne, 1111 nucleotides. NCBI's taxonomy places the organism in Eukaryota, Viridiplantae, Streptophyta, Magnoliopsida, Poales, Poaceae. The record is from RefSeq and is a predicted model, not a curated record.